GCGGAUGUCCAAGGAAACAAAGAAGACGACGAUUCCAUUGCGAUUCGUCGUUUCAUAACGGGAGCGAUGGACGAUGCCCGCAAUCCCAAAGUCCGAACCGCUAGUGGCCUUCGACGAUUGAGCACAGCAGUUCCCCCGUCACAGCUCUCGCAACGUCUCAAGGACUUGGAAUAUGACUUGAGUGCGGACCGGUAUGGAACAGUCACCGACACUGAAGCUGCCCUAUCGACCGAGACAUUGGACAGGGAUUCACCAAGAUCUGUACCAACAGGCGGCACGCAAUCGCAGUCUACAAAAGAUGGGACAUCCUGCACUUUUCCCACGGACGACACAACGCUAACGACAACGAGAGGAACCGUGUCCGGAACAACUGUAACCGAGGACGAUAAGUACAAGCGUUCUGGAAUGGGCGUCCAUGUUCGUGUACCUUCUGCGGGUGCAACAACGCGACCAUCUGUUCUACCAUCUCACCUCCCUCGAAUGAGCAGUUUGACAGCACGGAAUUUUCAACCGAACAUGAUGGCGUCAGUUCCACAGGCAUCACCAGCACCAUGCUAUCAUCCUAUCCCGUGGAUGACUGUUCCCACCGCACAUGGUGACAUGAAACAAGGGUCAUGCAACAGAACCCGUCAGCGGAGCACGACGGCGACAAGUGGAAAUUCCGAGGACUCUUCAUCGCCUACGUCCGAUACAUCCAUUAGUACGACAUUUACCUUUACUAGCGGUGGGUCGACGUCGAAAUCAACGAAACCGUCCAUGUCAUCUGAGAAACAAACUUCUCCUAAAGAGUCACAGGCUCCAGUGCCCCAAGAAGCCUCAAGUCCCUCCAAUCAGCAGACCCCCUCCAGCUGCCCGAAACGUCCUGGAAAUGCGUCAAUUCCUUCAAAUCCACCAAAUCCUUCUAAUCAAAGAGGUCCAUCUGCAACACAGCGUCUCACUGAAUCUCCUAAGCAAAGUACGGACGCCAAGCAAGGCGACAGAAGGUGCCAGGCAAAGCCAACACCUGCAACAAUGAAGAGGGCUAAGUGUCGAAGUGCCGUUACUGUGUCUAGUCACAGCUCUCGAAGAACCCCGCUGCGAUUCUUUUCUGAGAAAUGGAAGAAAGACACACCAUCGACAGAGAAGGAACAUCAACCGGCACGCUCAUCUUCGACUCGACAACCUCCCCUUUAUUGCAUUCCUGAGUCUAUUCUUGAACAACUGCGAGCACAGAUCGACCAGUUGAGCACAAUACCACAGUUACUUGCAACUCCCUAUGCAGACCCUUCACCACGGAACGCGGGCGCACACAAGCAGUCUAAGCAAGCUCGGCCUGAUCUUACGCCCGCUGGUCGAGAGCUGUUUGCAGGGUAUCAGGCAUAUCGUCAUACAAAACUGACUUCAUCGCCUCAAGCUCGACCUGGCAGUACAGGCGUGAAGCGCAUGCAAAUUGUGCAACACGACAUGGGAUGCCGAAGUACGCCGUCCCCUCAGACAACCGAAGACAGCUAUUUGGGAAACAGCACCUCUUCAACAAUAAGGCCACUUUUGAUGAAUGAUAAACAGCCGCUUCAUCCUUCCGAUUCCUCUAACUUUCUCGUUUUCACCUGUGUGGUUCUCAACGUGAUACUUUUGGGCACCUUCAUAGGUAUCAUCGCAGGGUACUUCAUAAACAUAGAACCUUCAGUGAACGUGAAUGCCGAGUAUUAUCCUUGAAUCCCUUCUGCGCGUUUCGGUGGUGCAAGCUGUUGCAGACUUGGUUAACAUUCAUGAGUAUAGCCACGUAAGGGGACAAGUUCCGAUGGCCUCGCGUUUAGCGAAGCGACGGAUGCUACACUAACUGGCGUCUAUUUACCCUAACUGUCGAAUAAAUAUAUUCGAAACGUUGCA
This is a messenger RNA of Ornithodoros turicata, 1869 nucleotides long. RefSeq names its product mucin-1-like. Lineage: Eukaryota; Metazoa; Arthropoda; Arachnida; Ixodida; Argasidae. The record is from RefSeq and is a predicted model, not a curated record. The coding region runs from base 67 to 1695 and encodes 542 amino acids. The transcript is spliced from 2 exons.